This is a messenger RNA of Drosophila suzukii, 1865 nucleotides long. Its product is annotated as casein kinase I. Gene Ontology annotation, molecular function: ATP binding; protein serine/threonine kinase activity. Lineage: Eukaryota; Metazoa; Arthropoda; Insecta; Diptera; Drosophilidae. The record is from RefSeq and is a predicted model, not a curated record. Gene Ontology annotation, cellular component: cytoplasm; nucleus. Gene Ontology annotation, biological process: signal transduction; peptidyl-serine phosphorylation; negative regulation of canonical Wnt signaling pathway.
CAUACUUAUCAAAAGUGGCAACAAUUGAAUGCCAGAAACAUUUCUCCACUGCCAGCGUAGAAGUUCGGCAAAGUCCCCAAAACGCAUGGCAGAACCGGAAAGGAGGCGUGGCAAGGACGAGAGGCUUUGGCAGAGCAGCCCCGACGCCAAUCCCCCACAAACCCAGAUCCGCACAGAGCAGCCUCAUCCAUCACCACCCCAUAAGCCGCAUCGUAACCAUGACAACGGCCAAAGAUCCCAAAGAUCUUCGGAAGGGGAGCAAUCCAUGCCGGAAAUCAUAGUGGCGGGGAAGUACCGCCUGCUGAGUCGCAUUGGAAACGGUUCCUUCGGGGAGCUCUACCGGGCCGAGGGCCUCAAGUACGGCGAGAAGGUGGCCAUUAAACUGGAGAGCGCAUCGGUCAACUAUCCCCUGCUGCCCCGUGAGGCCAAGAUCUACGAGGUCCUGCGGGGCGGAGAGGGCAUCCCCCACGUGCGGCACUUCUGCACCGAGGGGGUGUACAACGUCAUGGUGAUGGACCUGCUGGGUCCCACCCUGGAGGACCUCCUGAACCUCUGCGCGCGGUCCUUCAGCAUCAAGACCACCCUGAUGCUGGCCGACCAGAUCCUGGCGCGCGUGGAGCUGCUCCACCGCAAGUGCUUCAUCCACCGCGACAUCAAGCCGGACAACUUCCUGAUGGGCCUCGGGCGCCACUGCACCCAGGUCUUCAUGAUCGACUUCGGGCUGGCCAAGAAGUUCUACAGCCUGCGCUCCCAGAAGCACAUCGGCUACUCGGAGAAGAAGGAUCUGGUGGGCACGGCUCGCUACGCCAGUGUGCGGGCCCACUACGCGGAGCAGGGUCGUCGGGAUGACCUCGAGUCCGUGGGCUACUUGCUGCUCUACUUCCAGCGGGGUCGUCUGCCCUGGCAGGGCAUCCGGGCCCAGUCGCAGGUCCAGAAGUACGAGAAGAUAGCCGAGUGCAAGGCGAAUAUGUCGCUCCAAGCCAUUUGCGCCGGCCUGCCCACUGAGUUCUACGUGUACCUGAAGUACUGCCGCAAGCUGCACUUCGCCGAAAAUCCGGACUAUUUCUAUCUGCGCCAGCUUUUCGUGGUGCUCUUCAAGAACCAGACGUUGCUGAAUGACUCCCUGUACGACUGGGUGCUUCUGCAGCAGGAAACGCAGGCUCCGCAGGAAAAGCAAGGGGGUAAAAAGGUCAGGGAGCGGGGCAGGGAUAAAGAAAGGUGUGUUACUGAACGGAAUCGUAAUAGGGAUAGGCAGCAUCCCCGAGAUUCGGCAAGGAAUCGUGAUACGAACCGGGAUAGGGGGCUGGAGCCGAUUGAAAAUACGACUAGGAAUGGCGAACGCAACAGAGUUCGUGUAAAGGGCUGUAACCAAGAAGAUAAGUCGCCAAAGAAGGAUGGUGAGGCCUGCUGUAGUUACCACCUUCGCAAGAAGCGCGUCCGCGAUCGGGAACGGGAUCGGAGGCUGGAGCAACAGACUGAGCGGAGGAUUCACCCGGAGCCGCAGGAACCCCACCGGAUGCAGCCCUGACUUUGAUAUUACGCUGUUUGUAAAUGUCUCUAUCCUUUGUUUGGCGAAUCAACGGCUCGGGUAAUUGGCAAGGACUGCCAGGGCAAACAGCUACACACCUGGUAACGGCAAACAAUGGGGCGAAACUUUGUGGGGCGUCCUGUACGGGGAAACCGAUACCCUAAGUACUCGAUGGGCAUAGCAGAUAAUGGAAAGUUGUGGGGUGUUCUCAACAGCACCAUUCUACGGGAAAGUUUACAGGGGCUAAGUAAAGUAGGUUCAGUGUACUUAACCAGACUCAUGUUCCAUUAGUUAACACCAUAGGGAACUCGAAAUAUGUUUGUUUAUAAAUUUGGGA